AUGCCUCCAAGGGCUAUUUUCCCUCGGGCCGCAAAACCUGCCGGUAAAGCUGCACCCAAGAAGCCCGAUGGAAAACGCAAGAAAGGUGGCUUGAAUGGAGAUGCAGAGGCACCUCCUCCAAAGAAAAAGACAAAAAAGGAAAUCCCGCAAGUCCUGGACGAGGAACUCCUUGCAGCCGAUCUCAACAUUGAUUAUUCGAAAAAAGGGAAGAAGCUGAGGCCACAAAUGCCCAAGAAACAGCAAUGGGGAAAGGUAAAAGGUGUCAUCACAGAGCGGGAAAAUGCACCUAAAGGCUGGAACCCAGAGGAGCCUGAUCUGAUGCCCGAUGACUUCGAAUCCCAAAUCGAAAGGUGUCUUGAGCGGAUCGAAGAGAAUAUUAUGCCUCAUGUGUAUCAACAUAAAAUGAACGAAUUCAUGGCAAAGCAGGCUGCACUGAUGGGUACAGAGCCAGGUUUAAGUUGGCCCGUUGUACAACGCCUAGAUGAUCUCAAAUUUACGUUGAAUUGGCUCGUGACGGGAAACGACGAAUACAAAAUGGUCGAUACGGUAAAAGCCAUCAUAGCACACUAUCGAUCAUGCGAAUUAGAUUGGAAUCCGGACUUUGUCACCUACUGGCAUGCUGGAGUUCAGCUCUGCCUGCCGAGACCUUUCUACUGGGAUGAAUAUCGCUACAUUCACGACAAAUGUGAGGGACAUGUAGGGUUUUGGGUCGAAGGUGUUCUCGGGCAUGCGCCUGGCAUCAGCAAGACUUCGAUGGUAAGACUUAGCCUUCGGAUCCCGCAGGAUCCACCGGUUGCAGUAAAAAAAGGAGACGAUGGAAAAAACAGAAAAGAUGGAAAAGAUGAGAAAGAUGAAAAACCACCACCCAGGCCACCGAGCUUUGAAUUCCCGUUUAUGGAUGACACUGGCUCUACACAUAUGAGCAUGUUUGAAGACGACAUCAACCUUCUUCGGAAUAUGGGUGCAAACGAUGGACACAUAUACCCCUUGCCCCGGUGCCUGGGUGUUGGAGUUCUUUAUGUCGCAGAUGGGAGGCGGGUCACCUCGCUAUUUAGAGAAUUAGAAGUCAACAUGUGGAGUACAGAUGAAUCGGCUUGGAUGUCCCCUUACUGGCAGGCGAUACCGGCCUCUAUUCAGAGUGGUCAAGCAACGAGGGUUGGCGCUGACCGUUUGAGUGGGUCAUGGCUGCGACACAGAUUUUACACUGGAACUUGUCCUGAUCAGUCCAUGCGUCUUUGGGUUUUUAAUUAUAACCCCGGGAUACCACAGGGUCAGAGGACUCUUCCUACCGCAACCUCGGCACAAUUGACGGCAUCCUUCAGAAUUGGAAGGCUUCAUCCGGUUACAGACUUUCAAAGUUUGUUCUAA
This is a messenger RNA of Penicillium samsonianum, 1368 nucleotides long. RefSeq lists its product as uncharacterized. The transcript is spliced from 5 exons. The record is from RefSeq and is a predicted model, not a curated record. NCBI's taxonomy places the organism in Eukaryota, Fungi, Ascomycota, Eurotiomycetes, Eurotiales, Aspergillaceae. The coding region runs from base 1 to 1368 and encodes 455 amino acids.